Cylindrotheca closterium is the source of this 3393-nucleotide messenger RNA. NCBI's taxonomy places the organism in Eukaryota, Bacillariophyta, Bacillariophyceae, Bacillariales, Bacillariaceae. The record is from the annotation of a GenBank genome assembly.
AUGUCGGAACAGCUGUUACAAGGCGACCUCUCUCCCAUUCUCCCGGAUCUGAUCUCGUCCCCUUCCCCGGUUGCCUCCUUCCCCAGCUGGGAUGAUGACUCCGUCUCCACCAGCUGCUUCAGUGAGAUCGAUGCGCACGAUUCUGACCCUCCUGAUCCCCCACCUUCCGUCCUCAUCAAUCAACAUGGAACCGUGUCCAACUACAACGCCACCACGACUAUUGCUACCUCCAUCGCCGAGUUCGCUCAGGAUCACCUAUUCCUCUCCGAGACAUCUGCCGACAUGGAACCAGCGUUUCCGGUCAUCUGGGACUCUGGAGCCUCGGUGUGUGUCACACCCCACAAGCGUGACUUUGCCGGCACGCUCCACCCCCCUCCCAACUCCAGAACCAAAGGGAUCGGAGGCCCCAUUGAGGUCACCGGAUGCGGACAUGUUGCAUGGACGUUCAAGACCACCACCAACACCUUCCGUACCUUGAUUCUGCCAGCUGUUCUAGUUCCCUUGGCCAACCAACGUCUUUUGAGCACCAGCUCCCUCCUUCAUUGCCACUCCAAGGAAACCAUCUCCCUUUCCUCUGACGGCAUGCUACUAUCUGGAACCACUAGCGACGGUGCCUUUACACGACCCAUUGCAGUGGACAUCUCUCCCACCAACAACUUACCUACCGCUACGGCAUACCGCGUCAUUGAUUCUCCGCAACCAACUCCCGAGGCCCACGCUGACGAUGUCACCGUGGCAAUCGACAACCUCCACAGUUCCCAAGGCCCAGCUCCGACAUCAUCUCGAACUGAUCGAAACUCUUUCAUGAUGUCCAGCAUUGCCAAAGUCAGUCGCCAUAACAUCAACCUUGACAACGGUGACAAGGAAUGGUUGAAAUGGCAUCAAGGUCUUGGCCACCGUUCAUUCGCCAUUGUACGCUUCUUGUUGCGCACCGGAACCCUUGCUAAAAGUCAACGCAUGCGGACGCUGCACACCCACAUUUCCAAACGAGUUGAACCACCCAAGUGUGCCGCAUGUUGCUACGCCAAAGCUAAACGACGUGCCAUUGCCAAGGCCAAUCAAGGAUGCUCCCAGCUCUCUUCGCGCCAACACUCUUUAUCCCGGUCAAGAGGUAUCCGUCGAUCAUCUGUUUCAUCUGUUCCUGGCCGAACCUACACUGGCUACGGGAAAGGUCACAAGUCUGAGAUGUUCCGCGGAUCUGCUAUCUUUGUUGACAAUGCGACAAGAUAUAUCUUUGUUCAACAUCAGAAAUCCCUGAACACCCACGAAACAUUACGGGCCAAGGAAAUGUAUGAGGCGAAUUGUCGUGACCUUGGUGUCGUUCCUCAAAAAUACCGCAGUGACAACGCUGCUGUCUUCCACAGCCACGAAUACAAGCAACAUCUUGAAGCCUUCAGUCAAACUCAAAAGUUCGCUGGUGUCGGCCAACACCAUGCCAAUGGCAUCGUCGAAAAGGCCAUUCAGGACAUUCAAUCUACUGCCCGCACAUUACUCAUUCACCUUGCCAUCCGUUGGCCCGAACAAGCCGAUCUCGCUCUCUGGCCAAUGGCCAUCGACCAUGCAGUCUUCCUCCACAACCACCUCCCCGACGUCGACACUGGUCUCACACCCAUGGACAAAUUCUCCCGCCAACGUUGGCCCCACUCCAAAUAUCACGAUAUCCAUGUGUUUGGAUGCCCCACCUACGUUCUCGACAAGAAAAUCGCGGAUGGUAAGACUCUUCCCAAGUUCUCGCCACGCUCCGAACGCUACGUUCACCUUGGGUUCAGUCCUUUUCACGCAAGCACAGUGCCGCUGGUCCUCAACCCUCGCACCGGUGCCAUCACACCCCAAUUCAAUUGCAUCUUUGAUGACUGGUUUGCCACAUUAUCCGCCAACGUUGAUGAUGUCCCCACCUUCAUGGAGGAACAGUGGCAGCAUCUCUUUGGCGACUCCCAAUUUCAAUUUCCCACCGAUGAUAAUGAUCCUCCUUCCUUGACACCUCAAUCUCAAGUCCCCCUAUCUUAUGAGCUUUCCGCUCUUGAUUCCUUUGAACCUUCCACCAGCCGCUACGCCGGCACCCAACCUACCCUUUCUGAUCCCUCCGUUUUCCGUGAACCCUCCCAACCUUCGUUUGAGAGGGAGAGUGUGUCAGUUGAGAGGGAGCAGUCUCCUCCCGCCAAUAUUCCUACAUCCACAAAUACUGGCAAUCCUACUCCAUCACCCCUUCAGAGGGAGCAACAAACUCAGUCAAAGAGUCCCCAUAUAACGGCACGCGAAACUCCCAUUGACCUACCAUCAUCAUCAAUUCCGCCAACAUCAUCAUCCGGACCACCAUUGCGACGCAGUACACGAUCCACCAGAGGUAAACCGGCUCCCAUUCUCGAUCCCAACCCCCAUUCUAAGACCUACGUCUCCAAACCUUUGCCAUCCUCCAACUUGGCCGAGAUCAAUCCAUCAAACGAUCCCGACUUCAAUGACACCGAAAACCUCCAUUCGUUCCCAAAGGACACUCCAUUUCUUGCCAACGAGGAUCUGGUAUUGACCACCAGCCAUCCUUCAUACAGACGAUUCAAGACUCAACCAGAGUCAGAUGAUGGUGGUAUUUGUGGAUUCUAUGACCUCCAUUUCUCCUACCUUGGCUACACCACCACAAACACUCCCAAAUUUGUGUUUCUUGACAGCAAGGCACCACCUGAUUCGAUCGAAUUUCUCAAAACUGGCACCACCGACCCUGAUAUUUUAAGCUGGGAUGAAGCUAUGGCUGGUCCUGAUCGAGACAAGUGGCGUGAGGCUGCCUUGAAGGAGAUCAGAGCACUCGAACACAAGCGCACAUGGUUGGAAGCCCCAGAAUCCAAUGCCACAGUCAGAGUAAUUCCUGGCACUUGGGUUUUUCGAGUCAAACGCGCGCCAGAUGGAUCCAUCAUCAAAUUCAAGGCCAGAUGGGUAUUACGAGGUGAUCUUCAGGACCUGGACAUGGACACCACCGCUGAAGUCGUCGCUUGGUCCUCGGUCCGCACAUUUAUGGUCCUUAGUCUCAAGCUUGGAUGGGUCAUGAAGUCGAUCGAUUUCACCAAUGCCUUUCUCCAUGCCAAACUACCAGACAAUCUGGAAAUGUUUGCUCACCUACCAAGAGGUUUCUACUCUAAUAUGAGAAGUAUCACUGGUGAACGAACAGUACUACACCUCAAGAAGUCUACAUAUGGGACAACUAUUGCUCCAAGGCUAUGGUACGAACAUUUAAUGAAGGCAUUUCACGAGCUUGGAUUUGAAAGCUCCUCCUACGAUAAAUGCUUCCUUAUUCGCAAAGACAUGAUGAUUGUCGUUUAUGUCGACGACUGCGGUAUCAGCACUGACAAACCAGAGAAAAUCGAUGAACUUGUCAACCAGCUGAAGUCGAAAUUCGCCAGAUGA